AUGUUCAAAAAUAUUGUUGCUAUUGUUACCGGUGGUGCUUCUGGUUUAGGGAAAGCUACAGUAGAAAGGAUUUGUAAGAAUGGUGGAAAAGUGGUUGUGUGUGAUUUACCCACUUCUCAGGGUAAGAAACUGGCAGAUGAGUUAGGUUCUGGUGCUGUAUUUGCACCAGUUAAUGUGACUUCUGAAAGUGAUGUGUCUAAUGCUCUGAAUGUUGCUAAAGAAAAGUUUGGGAAAUUGAAUUGUGUUGUUAACUGUGCUGGAGUUGGAAUAGCUUAUAAAACUUAUAAUUUUAACAAGAAUGUUCCUCAUAAACUAGAAGAUUUUACUAAAAUUCUUAUGGUAAACACAGUUGGAACAUUUAAUGUUAUUCGUCUUUCAGCAGGUCUCAUUGGUGAGAACAGUCCUGAUGAAGAUGGUGGUAGAGGUGUCAUUGUCAAUACUGCAAGUGUAGCUGCUUAUGAUGGGCAAAUUGGCCAAGUGGCUUAUGCUGCAAGUAAAGCUGCUAUUGUAGGAAUGACGUUACCUCUUGCUAGAGAUUUAGCAUCACAGGGAAUUAGGGUUGUCACCAUAGCGCCAGGGUUAUUCGAUACUCCUUUACUCUCUUCUUUGCCAGAAAAAGUUAGAAAUUUUUUAGCCAAAUCGAUUCCUUAUCCCCAACGGCUGGGUAAACCUGAGGAGUAUGCCUUACUCGUGCAAUCGAUUAUAGAGAAUCCUGUUAUGAAUGGUGAGGUCAUUCGUUUAGAUGGUGCUAUAAGAAUGCAGCCUUAA
This is a messenger RNA of Nezara viridula (southern green stink bug), 768 nucleotides long. The record is from the annotation of a GenBank genome assembly. Lineage: Eukaryota; Metazoa; Arthropoda; Insecta; Hemiptera; Pentatomidae.